Messenger RNA from Pomacea canaliculata, 13665 nucleotides. RefSeq names its product hemicentin-1-like. Gene Ontology annotation, cellular component: membrane. The transcript has 71 exons. The record is from RefSeq and is a predicted model, not a curated record. Bases 1300 to 13416 code for a protein of 4038 amino acids. Gene Ontology annotation, biological process: cell adhesion. Gene Ontology annotation, molecular function: calcium ion binding. Lineage: Eukaryota; Metazoa; Mollusca; Gastropoda; Architaenioglossa; Ampullariidae.
CGCGGUACAGGGUAAGUCUGCCAGCCUGCUGCCUGCUUCUCCAUCAUUCGCUCCUCGCCUUCAUCGCCCGCACCAUCGCUUUCUUCAUCGCUUGAUGACGCGGUCUCGCUGACGUCGGGUACGACUUGCAAGCAGUGCCAGCCGCUCAACGUCAGCUUCUUGAAUCACUCGCCACCCUCGGCCACAGGUGACCACGUGACCCUUCUCGUGUGAAGGCCGCGACAAAGCCGGGAGUGUAGAAGGUGAACGUGGUUCACGACAGUGCACGACGCAGCUGGGACCUUCGUCCGGUUGAUGACGUCAGCGGGUGAGAACUGGGGCGCUAGGGUGUCUGCGGGAGGUAACUUCAGGUGGACUUGAUGAUUUAGCCUCAGCUACUUGAGUGGACAGCGGCAACUUGCGGUCAGUGCAGAUCAAGUGCAGACCUUAACUGAUGGAAAGACGACAGCUUUCAAGCGCUCCCCAGUUUGUCAUUUGAUGCAUUGACUGCAGGGGAGUUAAGCUGACAGUGCCACAAGGGAGGUAACUGUGAGAUUACAUCCCCGUGUUACACGAGGCGGGAAGAAUUGAGAGCAGUCUCAGCUCCACCGACUCCACUCUUGCUGACUGCCGUACAGAAGCCCGUUGUCGCACCUGUACGCUUGCUUCUACACAUGACGAGCCGGACUCGUGUCCAUCUUCACGCGGCCACCUACACGCUGACCGCUGCCAUCCGCACGUGCGUCCACGUCUGCAAGCACUCCAGUAGCAACGUGUGACGAGACUUACACGAGAUUACAGACCACUUAGCCUGCUUGUCCACAAGGCCCACCAUGGCAGCUGCACUGUGAGUUGUGUGCUCUUGACGAGGUCCGGUUAUCUCCCCAAAGGUCUGCGGGCAGAGGAAGACGAGCGUCCGAGCUCUUGGCGACUUGUUCUCCGCCAUGUUUGGUGACGGUGGUUGUCGCAGUCGGUGGGUGGUUGCCCCUGUGGUGGUGGUGGCUGUAGCGGUGGUGAUCUCACUGUCGGCGACUGCUGUGACGUCACAGGAGAGCCGCGGGUUGCCAGAAGGGGCGGCAUCGCUGGCCUUCGUGUUUGACAUCACGGGGUCAAUGUACGAUGACCUCGUGCAGGUCAUCGAGGGCGCCGCCAAGAUCCUAGCCACAGCGCUCUUCCGGCGCGACAAACCGCUGUACAACUACGUGCUGGUACCCUUCCACGACCCAGAGGUGGGUCCUAGUGCUGGUGACCACUGACCACCUCAAGUUCCAGGAGGCGCUGCAAGACCUGUACGUACAGGGAGGCGGCGACUGCCCGGAAAUGAGUAUUGGCGCCAUCAAGCGGGCGCUGGAGGUGUCGUUACCCAACUCUUUCAUCUACGUCUUCACUGACGCCAGGGCCAAGGACUACUACCUGACAGAGGAGGUCCUGGCCCUCAUACAGCAGAAACAGAGCCAGGUUGUGUUUGUGUUGACGGGCGACUGCGGCAACGUCACCCACCGCGGCUACCGCGCCUACGAAGAGAUCGCAGCUACAAGCUCUGGACAGGUGUUUCUCUUGAAGAAAUCACAGGUUAACCAGGUGCUGAACUUCGUGCGAGUGGCGGUGCAGGCGCGAAAGGUGAACCUCCUGUCCAUCGACGAGGAUGUGGGCGAGACCCAGACACUCAACAUCCCCCUGGACUCCAGUCUGCAGGAGGUCACAGUGUCUGUCAGCGGCGAGAACCCCAAGAUCAUUCUGCGGGACCCAGCAGGUACUCGGCGCACCACAGAAACUGGUGUAAAGGAGCUUCUGAGCAUCAAGAACGUGCAGAUUGUGAAUGUAAAGGACCCAGAGCCAGGUACAUGGCGAGUGCGUGUCAGCAGCUCCUCCCCGCACACCAUCCGUGUAACUGGCCUCAGCACAACCGACUUCUCCUCUGGCUUCUCCAAGUACCCAACACGUGACAUUCGCCAGACCACACUCAGGCCAGUUCAGGGUAUUCCAACUCAUGUCCUUGUGAAUGCCACAAACCUGGAUCCUCCAGCCCGUUUGACAAACCUGGAGCUGGUUGAUCUGAAGGGGGACCCCAUAGCCAAGUUUCCCUUGACACAGGACCCUGAGUUGCCUGCCUUGUAUAAUGUCACUUCUUUUAUUCCGCCUGACCAGUUCUUCUACCUCAAGGUACAAGGAACAGAUAGCAAAGGCUACACCCUACAGAGAACAACACCCACGGCCAUCAGCCCCUUACUUCCUAAGCCACCACAAGUCUUCAUGCCAGAGUUCACACGUGGCUUCUACGACCAAACAGCUGUCCUUACCUGCCAGGUUCAAAGCCUUGUGCCCUUUACCGUCCAGUGGUUCCGAGAUGGAAAGCAGCAGGGAUUUGAUCUUUUCUUUAGUGACUCAGCAAAUGUGACACUACAGAUCCCACGAGCAAACACAUAUUCAGAGGGCGAGUAUAUCUGCAACGCCACUAAUGCUGCUGGUCACCUGGCCACACGCACCUAUCUUGACAUCAGUGAUCCACCGCCAGUGAUUGUGCCUCCACAGAAUGUGUCAGUGUUGCCAGGUGACACAGCUGUACUAACAUGUGUGGCUUUUAGCACAGUACACUACAACAUGACCUGGGCACGCAUGGGUUCCUAUGGCAACCUGCGCCUUGAUCCUCGCAUGCGCUGGUACAACAACGGAUCACUAGUAAUCAGAAAUGUCCAGCCUUAUGAUGAAGGCAUAUAUCAGUGUCGAGCAAGCAAUGAAGGUGGCUCCACAACUCAGUCAGUGGGUUUGCGGCUCCAAGUUCGGCCACGAGCACGAGUCUUGCCAGCGGAACAGACUUUUGUCAUUGGUGCAACUCGUAACUUCACUUGCCAGGCUGGGGGCCAUCCUAGUCCAAGGUUUCUAUGGCAAAGAAACAAACAUAUCAUUAUCCCUAGCAACCGUGUCAUUAUCUCUGGUGGUGAAAUCUCCAUCUCUAACCUGCAGCCUGAAGACCAGGGCUCCUAUCAGUGUGUGGCCAGCAAUACAGCAGGAGAAGAUUACUCUGAAGGCAUUCUUACAUACACAGAGGCGCCACGGAUACGAGAGUAUGAGCACAAAGUCCUUGUGGCUGCAGGGGGCCAGGCCACCCUCACCUGUAAAGCAGAUGGUAUCCCACCCCCUCACAUCAACUGGUUUCGCUCCGACAGACGGCUCCAGUCAGCCUACAAUGUGGAGGUGGUGGCAAGUGGUCAACUGGUGAUCAACAAGGUUCAAGACACUGAUGCCGGACGCUACAAGUGUGUGGCCAGCAAUGAUGCAGGACAGGAUGCAGCUUUCCUUGAUCUCGAUGUGGGAUCACCCCCCGUGAUAGUUGAUGCACCAGAGAAUGUUGGUGUGGACAUCGAAGGUAAUGGUAGCCUGCCCUGUUCAGCUGUGGGAAUUCCGCCAACCAAACUAAGCUGGAGACGAGGUGAUGGUCAUCCAUUGGAUACCAGUGGUCGGAUGCGACAACAGCCUUCAGGAGAUCUACGCAUUAGUGAUAUAAGGGCAACAGAUGAGGGCCUGUACACAUGUGUAGCUCAGAAUCCAUUUGGCAGUGCCGAGGCCUCAGCAUAUGUGACUGUUACUGGCAUUGUUCGGCCUCUCAUUGCCUACACCUUCCCCUUUGUAAAAGUCAUCGCUGGAGAAACAGCAGAACUAGAAUGUGUGGUGUUGUUGGGAAAGCCAGUCCCAACAUUGUCAUGGCUUCGCAAAGGGCAGCUUCUGCGGCAGUCACCAAGAGUGAGAUUGACUGACCCAGGUCACAUGGUCAUCAGUGAUGCCCGUGAGGAGGAUGAGGGCGAAUACGUCUGUCUGGCCACCAACAUUGGUGGCAAUGAGACCUACACUGUCAACUUGGAUGUCUUAGUCCCUCCCAAGUUGAAUGUGGACAGUGAACUAGACCGGCGGGGAAACUUCAGUGUGGUUCAGGGUCAAACAGUUGUCCUCCCCUGUAAGGUACAGGGAGACCCCCUUCCCUCAUUUACCUGGUUCAAAGAUGGAAGUCCAAUCUCUCUGGUGGACGUCAAUUACUUUGUGAGGCAAGAUGGUGCACUAGAAAUAUUCUCUGCUGACCCACGGGACACGGCACACUACCAGUGUGUGGCCUCCAACGUUGCUGGUGAGGUGGUGAAGGACAUGUAUCUCUCCGUGCAAGUUGGUCCUCAGAUUAUGGGUCCAGAGGAUGAGAAGCUUGAGGUGGUGGAAGGUGAAUCAGUGCUGUUGCCAUGUGAAGCCUCAGGCAUCCCUCAGCCUGUCAUCCAAUGGCGGCAGAACUUUGCUCCUUUCACUCCCAGUCCACCCUGGGUACGUGUGCAGCCAACAGGACUGUACUUCCAGCAAGCUCGGUUGUCUGACAAGGCAAUUUAUGAGUGUGUUGUCUCUAAUGUGGCUGGCAUUGCCAACAAGGUCAUCACCCUCAUCGUCUACAUUCCACCCAGCAUAGCACCAGGCCUGACAGAGGUGGUGGUGCUGAAGGGUGAACCAGUCAUCUUAGAGUGUGAGGCAGAGGGUGACCCACAGCCUCAGGUCAGCUGGCGGAAGGACGGUGCACUGGUGGACACAGUCAAUAUGGCUGACCACUACAGCCUGGUAGGGGCAGGCACUCUGGCCAUUGAUGCAUCCAAGGUAGAGGAUGCCGGAAAAUACACUUGUACAGCAACCAACCCUGCUGGCAAACAGACUCGUGAUAUUCGCCUUGUUGUACACGCACCUCCUAGUCUUCCAGAUGCCCUUAGUAACUACACUGAUAUUGUCGAGGGAAACACUGUUAUCUUGCCCUGCCCUGCCUUGGGCACACCAACACCACGCAUUGUGUGGAGCAAGAAUGGAGUGCCCCUGACUGACAGUGAGCUGGGGUUACAAGUGUUGGCUGAUGGGUCGCUAGAGAUCGACAAUGUUAAGGCUGAAGACUCAGCGCUCUACACUUGCCGUGCAGAGAACGUGGCAGGCAAUGUUUCCUAUGCAGUGGAGCUAAAGAUUUUAGUGCCUCCAAAGCUCAUUGGUCCAGAUGUCGGGCCCUCGGGUGGUCCUGAGAGCACCAAAGUCAUUGUCAAUGACACAGUGACCUUGACCUGCCCAGUGUCAGCAGGAACUGACCCGACCCCAGUUCUGACCUGGCUCAAGGACAACCAGCCAUUGAGGGAACAAGAUCUUGGAGCCCGUGUCUACCUCGCAAACAAUGGCCUCGAGCUAACCAUUACGCAGGCUCAGCUUGGCGAUGAAGCACGGUACCGCUGUGUAGCCACUAAUGUGGCAGGAAAAGUCAACAAGGACUUUCUUCUUGAAGUUCAAGUGCCACCCAAUCUAGACCAAGACUCCUCAUCACCUAGCAACCAGACAGCCAUUGAAGGUCAACCCAUUUACAUUAACUGUCCAAUCAGUGGCAAGCCUACACCUCGUAUCUUGUGGCUGAAGGAUGGUGAGCCAUUGUCUGUAGAGAGAGACCCCAACAUCAGAGUGCUUGCAGAUGGCAGACGUUUGGAGAUCAGUGCUGCCCGGAUAACAGACCGUGGCCGUUACACUUGCGUUGGGCAAAGUGUUGCUGGUGAACUGGCUAAACACCAUGACGUCACAAUCUAUGUCCCACCAUCCAUUGAAAAUCCAGGGAUGAUGGAGGAGGCAGAGGUAGUGAUGGGAAGUGACCUUCGCCUGACCUGCCCUGCGUCAGGACUGCCACUGCCACGUGUCACCUGGUUCAUGCAGGACACAGCCAUCAAACAGAACACAAGCAAGCAUGUACUGGAGAACCAGGGCUGGACACUUUUGAUCCGACAAACAACAGUGCAGGAUGCCACAAGAUACUACUGCCAGGCUGAAAAUGUUGCAGGACAGGCUGAGAAAGCUUUUAAUGUUGAUAUCUUGGUCCCACCCAAAAUUGAUGUUGAUAACUCCGCACGCAACCCUGAAGUAACUGUGAACAGCACAACUGUCCUGAACUGCCCAGUAACUGGCAACCCUCAGCCAGACGUACUGUGGUACCGCAAUGACGUUUUACUGGAUGCUACCAAUCACCCACGAUACGAAGUGGUAGCAAAUGGGAGACAGCUAAGAAUCUAUGGGACCCAAGUGAAGGACAGGGGCAACUUCCGCUGCACUGCCAGAAAUCGUGCUGGGGAAGAUUCAGUGGACUUUGACCUUGAUGUAUUUGUUCCACCCAGAAUUGAUCCAAGUAAAGUGACAUACGACAACAAGGUCAUCAUCAAUGGCACUGUCAGCAUCCACUGCCCAGCAUCAGGUGUGCCACCUCCCAUCAUUCUGUGGUACAAGGAUGGGGAGGAACUCAAUGUCAGCUACAGCGACGUGGUGUCUGUGGAGGCCAGUGGAACAGAGUUAGUCAUCCGUCAAGCUGGGGUGGAGGAUACAGGGUUGUACACUUGUUUGGCUGCCAAUCCUGCUGGCGAGGUGGCUGAGAACUUCCAGUUGAACGUGCAAGUCCCACCUACAAUUCUUGAGGAUGAUGCAGAGCUGAGGCCUCGUGUGCUGGAGAACUCCACCCUAACUCUUGCCUGUCCUGCUAUUGGCAUUCCAGACCCUGAGGUGAUGUGGUUCCACAAUGGUCAGCCUUUGUCCACUGAGACUGCCUCCCAUGCUCAGCUCAGUGACGAUGGCCGUGUUCUGGUCAUUUCCAGUGUUCUGGUUGCAGACACUGGUCUUUACGUGUGUGUGGCAACUAACGAAGCUGGAGAGGCCGAGAAGCACUUUGACCUGCAGGUGUGGGUCCCACCUGUCAUCAAUCAUAAUCAGAUUGACACAAAACCACAUGUGAUUAAAGGUCAAACGGCCACACUGGACUGCCCAGUGUAUGGCAUCCCAUUUCCAAAUAUCACCUGGCUUAAAGAUGAUCAGCCCCUUCCAACUUCUGACCCCAGGGUUAGGGUGGUUAGUGGUGGUGUGCAGCUGCAGCUGUUGAUUGUAGACGAAGGUGACACCGGCACCUACGCCUGCCAAGCCAUCAGCCCUGCAGGACAGGACCAGGCAACCUUUGACCUUCUCGUUCUUGUUCCCCCUUCUAUUGAUGAAUCAAAUGUUGUGUACAAGCCUAAAACUAUUGUGGACAGAUGGGUGGUGCUGGAGUGUCCGGUCUCAGGUGUGCCUACUCCUGAGGUGGAAUGGCUGAUCAAUGGUGAGCCAGCACAGGAGAGCACACGACUGCGUCUGCUGAAUGACAACCGGCAGCUGCAGAUUGAGCGAGCGCGCACUACUGACACUGCUUUGUACACCUGUAUUGCCACUAACCUUGCAGGCCAACUUGAACGCAACUUUGACCUUCAGGUGUUAGUUCCACCCAGUAUCGACCAUGAGUUGGUCCCAGAUGCUAUCACCGUCAGUCAGAAUGGUACCAUCACAAUUGACUGUCAUGUGUCUGGUGUGCCUCAGCCAAGCAUACUCUGGCUUAAAGAUAAGGCACCACUGCUGGACUGGCCUUACCAUGACCUGCGUGUGCUGAACAAUGACCGUACUCUAGAGAUCAGCAAUGCUCAAGUGGAUGAUGAUGCCACCUACACCUGUAUGGCCACCAACCCUGCAGGACAGGAUCAAGUGGAUGUAGCACUGCAGGUGUUUGUUCCACCUCAAAUCCUGGAAGCAGCUACUGAAAAGCUGUCUGUUGUUGCUGGCAACGCCAUCAGCAUGCAGUGCCGUGUGACCGGGAUACCCACCCCUACCCUCGUGUGGCUGCACAACAGUGCAACGCUGCUUCAGACAGAUGAUGACAACACAGUGCGCUUGCUGUCCAAUGACUCACUGCUGCAGCUGUCAGAUGUGCAGGUGGAUGAUGGCGGAGAGUACACCUGCCAUGCUGAAAAUGAGGCGGGUUUUGCAGACAAAACAUUCAUUCUGGAUGUUUGGGUACCCUCCACGAUCAAUGGCUCAGGGGAAGUGCAGGAAGUUCCUGUCAUUGUUAACCAGCAGGUAUCCCUGACAUGUCCUGCUCAAGGUUCUCCUGCACCUAAUAUCACAUGGUAUCGCAAAGGUCGCCCUGUCUCCAGAUAUGGGUCCCCAAACCUUCGUUUGCAAGAUAAUGGACGGACGUUGGUCAUACGAAGCGUCCAGCUGCCUGACUUUGGAGACUACAGCUGCCAGGCGGUCAACCCUGCAGGGCAAGACCAACUCUAUUUCCGUGUAAUGGUCAGGGUUCCACCUGAAAUUGGAGAAGGACCAGAACGUGUGGCCACAACUGUGAAUGAACAGGCCACCCUAUCAUGUGAAGCCAGUGGUCAACCAACACCAGAUGUCCAGUGGUUCAAAGAUGGGCAACCAUUCCCAUCAACUGGUUUACGCCAUCGCAUGAUGCCAUCAGGUUCCCUGGAGUUCAUGCUUGUCCGCAUAGAGGACAAUGGCCAGUACAUGUGCUCUGCCUCCAACACAGCUGGAAAUGCAUCCCGCACCAUUACUCUCAGUGUUCAAGUGCCAGCCAAGAUUGUCAGUAGUGGCAGCUCCACCGUGCAUGCCCCUCUAACUGGGAGGGUGGUGCUGCCAUGCCAGGUGGAGGGGUCUCCAGUCCCCACACUCCUGUGGCUGAAGAACCGCGCUGUAUUGAAGGAGAGUGCAAAUCAGCAGGUGUUUGAGAAUGGGUCAUUGAUGCUGUCCAACCUGCAGCUUGAGGAUGCUGGAGUCUACACUUGUAUCGCACAGAAUGAUGCUGGUGUGGAUAAUCGGGACGUUAGACUGAGGGUACAGGUUCCUCCUAGGAUAACAGCAUCCCAAAGCAAGUUCACGGUCCUACAGAACAGAACUGUAGUACUUCCAUGCCAUGCCGUGGGACGUCCGCGCCCCAGCAUUCGGUGGGAGCGCAGUGGGCAAGAGAUCUCAUCCACAGACUAUCGUGGAUCAUACGGACGUGUCCAAUACAUCACCCUGCACACUGGCGGACUUGCCAUCCCUCACGUGCGUGCAGAGGAUGAAGGCAUUUACCGCUGUAUCGCUAAGAAUGAUGCAGGCGAGAGUUUUGUGGAGAUGUCCUUAACUGUACAAGUGCCUCCAGUGAUACAGCUAGCAUCCAGUCAGAUUGUGGCUUCGGUGGGAGACCGGACUGUGUUGCCAUGUGUGACUACUGGUAACCCUCUCCCCACCAUUACAUGGAGCUUUGACCGCCGUCCAAUUGAUCCACGCAACUCCAGGUACACUGUAAUGGAGGAUGGAUCGCUGGUCAUCAACAGUGUGCAGGAAGAUGAUACGGGAAGUUAUGUGUGUUCAGCAGUGAAUGAAGUUGGCCGAGACUCUCAGAGCCAUCUCUUGCGUGUACAAGUGCCACCGCGCUUUGUACGUGAACCUCAAGACAAAGAAGUCACACUAAGCAGCCGCUUCCAGCUGGAGUGUGAGGCGCGGGGAGUUCCCACCCCUGUCAUAACUUGGACCUUGAAUGGACAGCCUCUAGCAGCACCUCCUAGUGUUAAUGGGCAGAGCACUCUAACUGUGCGUCAUGCCAUGCAGGAAGACGCAGGGCUGUAUGAAUGUGCGGCAACCAAUCCUGCCAAUGAUCAGAGGACGACUUCUGUCGCCCGCGUCAUCAUCAAAGUCCCACCUCGGGUCCUGGUGGCUCCUGGUGACCAGGCAGUCCGUAUUGCAGAGAAGGUCACUCUGGACUGUUCAGUGGCUGGGGACCCUGUACCACAGAUUCUGUGGACAAAGAAUGGCCGCCCUGUUACACUGAGUGAACGUGUUCGGCAGCUGGACAACGGAUCCCUUGUUAUAUACAAUCUUUUGACAUCAGACGCAGGCCAAUAUAAAUGCAUUGCCAUAAAUGAUGCUGGAACUUCAGAAGCACAGUCCAUAAUUACUGUCAACUCUGAGCCACAAUUUCUGAUUGAGCCCAAGAGCCAGACCGUGGAUGAAGGUCAAACUGUAACCUUUGAUUGCACAGCACAGGGCCAGCCUCCGCCAGAUAUGUACUGGUGGAAAGAGACCACAGAGCUGAAGACUCAGGGCCGCAUCACAAUCCUCCCCAACAACUCACUGAGAUUGGUGGCAACACAAGAGAGUGACUCAGGCCUGUAUCGCUGCUUUGCCAGCAAUCGCUUGGGCAAAACCUUUGUGGAGACCCUCUUAAAUGUGGUAGUGCAUGGUCGUUACUCUGACUGGGGUGCAUGGGGUGACUGCAGCGUCACCUGCGGACUGGGGGUGCACUAUCGAACAAGAGCUUGUGACAGCCCCAGACCUGCCAAUGGUGGGAGAGACUGUGUAGGGGAGAGAACUGAAUCUGCGAGCUGCCAACCUAGAUUAUGUCCUGCUGAUGGCCAGUGGGGCAACUGGCAGGCAUGGAGUGACUGCACCACCUCCUGCGGACAUGGUCAACGGCACCGACAGCGUCUCUGUGACAACCCAUCACCUCAGCCUGGAGGUCAGCCAUGUGAUGGCGAUAACUGGCAGGUGGAUCUGUGUAUGCAGCGUCAGUGUCCAAUCGAUGGCAACUGGGGAGAGUGGGCCCCUUGGGGAGCUUGCAGUCAAACUUGUGGUGUGGGACAGCAGCACCGCCAGCGCCAGUGCAAUAACCCCCGACCUCAGUUUGAUGGUGCUGAGUGCCGUGGCAGUGGAGACGAGUCCCGUCCUUGUCAGAGUCAGCAGUGCGCAGUGGAUGGUAACUGGGGCUCAUGGUUGCCAUGGUCACCAUGCAGUCUGUCAUGUGGUGGUGGUGUACGCUCCCGACAGAGACUGUGUGACUCUCCCGUUCCACAGUUUGGCGGCACCGAGUGCCUUGGUAGUGAUAGGCAGCGGGAUUAUUGUCACAACGACCCCUGCCCAGUCCAUGGUAACUGGGGAAAUUGGGGAGCCUGGGGAGAAUGUUCCCUUACUUGUGGGGGAGGUCAACGCAAGAGAUUCCGCACCUGUUCCAAUCCGCCACCUUCUAGCAGUGGUCGUCCAUGUGUGGGCUCACCUGAGGAUGCAGAUGCCUGCAGCGUACCUCCAUGUCCAGUGGAUGGCCACUGGACACCAUGGAGUGAGUGGUCAGCUUGCUCACGCACUUGUGAUGGAGGAACGAAGGAACGUUACCGUCUGUGCCAGCAAGCACAGUUUGGUGGACGACCUUGUUUUGGGGACACAACAGAGGUGGCUGCAUGUGGCGUGGAGCCUUGUCUUAGGUUACCACUGAGGGCAGAAGGCAACCUGAUUGGCUAUCUCAACAAUGUGGACAUUGUUAAUUCCACCAUCAAUGCCACCAUCACACCAGGAGACACCACUGCUGCCAUCUCAGGCUCAGUCCGCAAUGUGCCACCUGCUGCAGCUCAUCACCUCCAGCAGCUUAUCUCACUGCUCAGCCCUGUAUACUGGACGACAGCCACAGAGUUGGAUGGAGCUGCCAAUGGCUUUACCCUGACUGGCGGUGAAUUUAUGAGAGAAGUACAGGUAGAAUAUGCCACAGGUGAAAUACUCAAGAUGUCCCACUAUGCCAAUGGUGUGGAUCGUAAUGGUGUUCUCUCCUUUGACAUCAUCAUUCGUGGGGAAGUGCCUGACCUUGGCCCCAUCACCUCUGUGUAUCUGGCACCGUAUCAGGAACGGUACAUUCAGACCGGACCAGGCACCAUCUAUGGACACUCAACACGGCUGAUGCGAGCAUCAGGGGUGACUCUACCCUAUGCCUGGAACCACACCACAGUUUAUGAAGAAGGGUUGGGUCAUAUGCCAUAUCUAGUGCAAGAGCUGCAGGCACAGGAUCUGACGGUUAAUAUCCUACCAGACAAACGAACUAUCUCAUUCACACUCGAUGCUUCAAUAGCCCCAGGUAACCCUAGUAAUCAGUGUCCAGAAGGAUUUUUCCAAGACCAGGAGGCAUCUUACUGUAACGAUGAUGAUGAGUGCAGCCGCAUCUCCCCAUGCAGCCAUUAUUGUCACAAUGCACCAGGUAGUUUUUCCUGCUCUUGUCCUGCAGGCUUCACACUGGCUGCUGAUGCCAGGACUUGCAAUGAUAUCAAUGAGUGUUUGCUGGACGCCGAGUGCCUGCCAAACCAAGAGUGUAUCAAUACACCUGGCUCUUACCAAUGCACCUCUCUGUGUGGUGACGGUUUCCGCCGAUCACAGGAUAGCCAGACUUGUGAAGACAUCAACGAAUGUGUGGAGCAGCCCGACCUUUGUGAACGCAGCUGUCAGAACCUGGUGGGCAGUUUCCGCUGUUCAUGUCCCCACGGCUACAGACUGAGUGAUGGAGGGCGCUGUGUUGAUAUUAAUGAGUGUGAAAACCCUUCCAAGCCUUGUUCCCAUGACUGUGUCAACAUGCCUGGAAGUUAUCGCUGUACCUGUCCUGCUGGAUUUUCUCUUGCCAACAGUUACAUAUGUCAAGACAGAAAUGAGUGUUAUGAAGGCACACACAGAUGCAGUGUUGAAGAAGAAUGUAUCAACACAGAAGGUGCCUAUCAGUGCAUCAAGCUGUGUCCGCAGGGAUUUAUCAGGGUUGCUAGUGGGGAAUGUCAAGACAUUGAUGAGUGUGCUACCAACAUUCAUCGUUGCUUUGGCAAUCAGCGUUGUAUCAACACAGACGGUGGUUAUCAGUGCCAGUGUCCUAAAGGUUUCCAGACACGAGGACCUGGCCAGCCAUGUAUAGAUGUGAAUGAGUGCGAGCAGAACCCAUCGGUGUGUCGUUAUCGCUGUUACAACACUUGGGGCGACUUUGAAUGCCUCUGUCCCCCAGGACAACUCCGCCUUGCUGACAGGAAAUCAUGUGCUGGCCUUGAGUUUCUGGAACCAGGCCGUGUGCUGUCAGCUAGGGAUUACCAGGAAGCGCAGGCCUUAUCUGGCAGGAGGCUGCGGCAGCGCCGUGCUGUGUGGUGUAGAGAUGCCAGCGACUGUCGCCGGUCUGCUGCAGCCCAAAGUCAAGAUGUGGAUGAAUGCAGUCAGAGGACAGACAUCUGUCAACAUAACUGCACCAACACACAGGGCAGCUUCCAAUGUACCUGUCCUCCUGGCUACAGACUUGCACCUGAUGGCUACUCCUGUCAAGACAUCAAUGAGUGUUGGGAGGACAGGAUUCAAUGUGGCACAGACCAGGUUUGUUUCAAUACACGGGGGUCUUUCACCUGUAUUGAUGUGCCGUGCCCAACAAACUAUGUUCGUGACCCAACUACAAAUUACUGUGUCCUGGAGUGUGUCGAUCCCACCAUUGUGUGUCCACCUGGUUCUCCAUAUGCUGAUGUCCUGCAGUACCGCACAGUAGCACUACCUGGUGGAAUACCUGCACGCCAAGACCUCAUCCGUCUGACAGCCUAUAACCAGCAUGACCAGGUUCUACCUGAAACAACCUUCACCAUCUUGGAGAACGAUCCCAAAUUGACCUUUCAUCUUCGACCAGAGGAUGGCAAGGGUAUAGUGUACACACUGGAGCAGCUGGGGAACAGUCAGACCUACCGCAUCAUGGUGCGCGCACGCUCCUUCGACAGUGGUCGGCGAAACAUCCAGUACCAGACCACCUUCAUCAUCCACAUUGCUGUGUCAGCCUUCCCUUACUAGGCAUGUGACAGCUGGAUGGUGUGUACAUAAUGUACAGCCUGCAGUUAUCUGUUGAUGAUGUGCAGACAGCCUGCAGCCUUUGUUAAUAGACUGUGUGUAUGUGUUGUGGUGCAUUCAGACAGACCAGGUGGGACCGACUGGACACAUGCGUUGUCUUGAAAGCAUUUUAAUCCAGACUGAGAUUGGUAUGAUCACACAAGCUGUACAUAGAUUUACACUAUGAGCUGAGUAAAAUCUUUUGCACAGUGA